Messenger RNA from Brugia malayi, 2163 nucleotides. RefSeq lists its product as uncharacterized. Lineage: Eukaryota; Metazoa; Nematoda; Chromadorea; Rhabditida; Onchocercidae. Gene Ontology annotation, biological process: nucleotide-excision repair; transcription by RNA polymerase II; positive regulation of mitotic recombination. Gene Ontology annotation, cellular component: nucleus. The transcript has 16 exons. The record is from RefSeq and is a predicted model, not a curated record. Bases 1 to 2163 code for a protein of 720 amino acids. Gene Ontology annotation, molecular function: damaged DNA binding; DNA helicase activity; ATP binding.
AUGCCGUCAGGUACAGGUAAGACUGUCUCAUUGCUGUCACUUGUAAUAGCUUACAUGCUGCGAUUUCCGGACCAUCUGGACAAACUGGUCUAUUGUUCCCGAACAAUUCCAGAAAUUGAAAAAUGUGUUGAAGAACUUCGCAAUCUUUUCAAAUAUUACGAGCAGUGUGAUGGUAAACCACCAUCUUUAUUUGCGGUAGCUCUUUCUGCUCGAAAAAAUUUAUGCAUUAACGAAUCGGUAUCUUCGCUGCGGCAAGGUUCUCUAGUUGAUGGAGCUUGUCAGAAGUUGACAGCAAGUUUUGUGCGCGCUAAACGUAGGCUUCGUCCGGACUUACCGUGUUGCGCAUUCUUCGAGAAGUUAGAUGAACAAAAAGAUUUCAAUUAUCCUGAUGGUGUAUACAAUUUGCAAAAUUUGAGAAAAUUGGGCCAGCAGAAAGGAAUCUGUCCGUAUUUUUUGUCACGCAAUGUUGUCGAUCGUGCACAUAUUGUUGUCUAUUCUUAUCAUUACAUCUUGGAUCCAAAAAUUGCCGAAUUGGUUUCAAAAAAUUUUAGCCGUCACUCAUGUGUUGUUUUCGAUGAAGCUCACAACAUCGAUAAUGUUUGCAUAGAGUCAAUGAGUGUGUCCUUAACAAAAACAACAGUUGAAAAAGCGACGCAGAAGCUAGGUAUACUUGAGGAGCAUGUGCAAAGGUUGAGGGAGGAAAACAGUGAGCAAUUACGGGUAGAGUAUGAUCGUUUAGUUGAAGGACUGAGGCGUAUCGAAGAGGAACGUACGAACGAUCAAAUUUUAGCAAAUCCUGUUUUGCCUGAUAUGAUUUUGAAAGAAGCAGUGCCCGGAACAAUACGAAAUGCGUUACAUUUUAUUUCUUUUUUGCGUCGUUUCAAUGAAUAUCUGAAACAUCGGAUGCGAACGAAGACGGUUCUGAUUGAAAGUCCUGCUGCAUUCCUUCGCGAUAUUAAUGAUUUAAUGCAUAUUGAUCGAAGGCCACUCAGAUUCUGUGCAGAACGGUUUGCAUCAUUAACACGAACUUUGGAGCUGGCUGAUAUAUCAGACUUCAGCUCAUUAGUGCUAAUUACAAAUUUUGCAACUCUUGUGAGUACCUAUGCACGAGGUUUUACAAUUGUAAUUGAACCACUGGAUGAGAAGAGUGGUACUAGCCAUAGCUGUACGCUACAUUUAAGUUGUAUGGAUGCCUCAGUUGCUAUUCGUCCUAUUUUUCAACGGUAUCAUACAGUUGUCAUCACUUCAGGGACUUUGUCGCCACUGGAUAUGUACCCGAAAAUUCUGGACUUUGAUCCAGCGAUUAUGGCAAGCUUAUCAAUGACACUAGCGAGACCAUGUAUUGCUCCACUAAUUGUUUCAAAAGGCAAUGAUCAAGUUGCAAUGACAUCUCGUUUUGAGUCUCGGGAAGAUGCUGCUGUAAUCCGGAAUUACGGGAGUCUUGUUUUGGAACUUGCUUCUCUGGUACCAGAUGGUGUUGUUGUUUUUUUUACCAGUUAUCUUUAUAUGGAAAAUGUUAUUUCAACGUGGUAUGAUCAGGGCAUUAUUGAUGAAUUAUUGAAAUACAAACUUUUGUUUAUUGAAACAACCGAUGCGCUCGAAACAAGUAUUGCUUUAGAGAAAUAUGUGGAAGCAUGUGACUGUGGUAGGGGAGCUAUAUUCUUUUCUGUUGCAAGGGGAAAGGUAUCAGAAGGGAUUGAUUUCUCGCAUCAUCUCGGCCGUGCCGUCAUAAUGCUUGGCGUUCCAUAUGUAUAUACCGAAAGUCGGAUAUUGCGAGCGCGCCUAGAAUAUUUGCGAGAACAGUUGGGAAUAAGGGAAAAUGAUUUUCUAACAUUUGAUGCAAUGCGUCAGGCAGCACAAUGUAUGGGUCGUGCACUAAGAGGUAAAAGUGAUUAUGGUUUGAUGGUAUUCGCUGAUAAAAGGUUUUCACGGAAAGAUAAGAUGGGCAAACUUCCUCGUUGGAUUCAGGAAUAUAUAACUCCAGGCAAUGUCAACCUCAGCAUUGAAGAAGCUGUUAUAAUAGCAAGAAAAUGGUUCCCAUUAAUGGCACAGUCGUUCACUAAAGAGCAUCAGCUGGGAAUUUCAUUGCUUACUGAAGAAAUGCUUCGCGAAAAAGAGUUGUUGGGGAAAAAAUUUGGCCAUGUUUUAGAGGAGGUUGAUUAA